AUGUUACUAUUCGUGGAGAUACUGUUAAUAGUAUUGCCUAAAAUGAUGUGCAAGAGUCCUAUCCUUCAAUGUGACUUUCGGGAACCUCUUCCUAUUCGGCACACCUAUCAUCAGCUUGGAGAUAUUAACGUUGCUGGCAUUAUUUCUGCAUUUGUGAUAUUUUCUGACCCCAUUGAGUUCACUCAACAUCCUUCACAGGCAUUUCAUGAGGGAUUUCUAAUAGUUUUUCAGAAUUACCAGCAUAUCCUGGCUUUAGUGUUUACUGUAAAAGAGAUCAAUGAAAAUCCCCAGAUCCUACCCAACAUCACGCUGGGCUUCCACAUUUUUAACAGCAAUUUUAGUCCAAGCUGGACUUUCUUUGCCUCAAUGAUUCUCCCUUUCACUCAGGGCAAAUUCAACCCUAACUACAAGUGUGGGAUCACAAAUACCUUGGCUGCAGUCAUUGGGGCACCUGACAUGUCUCUACACAUGGCAACUGUAUUGGGAAUCUACAAAGUUCCUCAGUUGACCUAUGGCUCUGCUCCAGUCAUAGAUAAAGAGACUCAAGCAGUUUUCUUCCAACAAAUGUUUCCAAAUGAAUCCCACCAAUGUAAGGGCCUCCUGCAGUUAUUGCUGUAUUUUAGAUGGAUCUGGAUUGGAAUUCUUGUAGUAAAGGAUGAGAAAGGAGAGAAAUUCCUCCAAGAAAUACUCCCCACUUUUUCUGAGCAUGGCAUCUGCACUGAAUUCAUAGCAGAAUUCCCAAAUGGAGCUUUUUACAGUGAUUUUGAUGAAACCGUAGAUGAAGUGCUACAUAUAUACCAUGUUCUCAUGAACAGCACAGCCAAUGUGAUAAUCUUAUAUGGUGAAAUUCAGUCCUUAACAGUUCUGAGAACUAUCCUUCAGAUUUCAGAAGUGGAUGAUAUACCAAAGCAGGAUAAGAUUUGGCUUAUAACUGCUCAAACAGAUUAUACUUCAAUUUCCUUUCAUAAAUCUUGGGAUAUAAAUUUUCUGCACGGUGCUUUAUCCUUUGCAGUUCACACAAAGGAAAUCCAAAACUUCCAGGAAUUUCUUCAAAAUCUAAAUCCAAGCAACAAUCAGAAUGAUCAUUUUCGGAAAGAUUUCUGGGAACAGGCAUUCAGUUGUUUCUUCCCAAACUCAAAAAUGGAGGAGUCUGAGAAGAAAUGCACUGGACAGGAGAAGCUUGAAACCCUUCCUACAUCUGUGUUUGAAACAAGCAUGAGUGGCCAGAGUUAUAAUAUUUACAAUGCGGGGAUGGAAAGCCCACCAGCCCUGUCUUCUCUGUCCCAAAGCUUGCUGGCCCUGCUGCUACAAGGACACUUCUCAACCGCUGGCCUCCAAACAGUGGCCUGUGCUGCUGCUGACCUCAUGGGGGUUCUUUGCCCCCCUGGUAGUGCUGCUCUUGGCUACCCGAGUUGUCCCAGAUCUAUGACCUCCAGACCACCCCGCUGCUGCCAGUUGAGCCAUGCUGACUGCACCGUCUCUCAUAGCCAGCAAAUGGUUCAUUCUUUUCUGAGAAGUGUCAGAUUCAACAACAGUGUUUGUGAAAAGAUCUCCUUUGAUACAAAUGGAGAAUUCAUUGGUGGAUUUGAUAUUAUCAACUGGAUCACAUUCCCAAACCAAUCAUUUCUUAGGGUCAAAGUUGGAGUGAUAGAUCCCACAGUUCCAGCAGAGAAGUUCUUCAAUAUUUCUGUAGAUUCCAUCACCUGGCCAGUAGGCUUUAACCAGGCAUUACCUUUAUCUUUAUGUAAUGAUCCUUGCGAGACAGGACACAGCAAGGCCAAGAAAGAAGGAAAGUUGUUUUGUUGCUAUGAUUGCCAUCUAUGUCCAGAGGGGAAAAUAUCAAACGAGAAGGACAUAGAUGACUGCUCUCCAUGUCCAGAAGAUCAAUACCCAAAUCCUGGGAAAAAUAUGUGCAUUCCAAAGCGGAUCACCUUUUUGUCCUAUGAAGAACCCUUGGGGAUCAGUCUGACUCUUCUUUCUCUUUGCUUUUCUUUAAUGACAACUUUGGUAAUAACAAUCUUCAUUAAACACAACGAUACCCCCAUCGUCAAAGCCAACAACCGGAAUCUCACUUAUACACUCCUAGUUUCUCUUCUCCUCUCUUUCCUUUGUAUCUUUCUAUUUGUUGGGAAGCCCAAUAUGAUUGUGUGUCUCUUUCGACAACCAGCUUUUGGCCUCAUCUUUUCUGUGGCAGUUUCUUGUGUCUUAGCCAAAACCUUUGUUGUGGUUCUAGCAUUCAUGGCCACCAAACCCGGUUCCAGAUUGAGGAAAUGGGUUGGGGGAAGGAUGGUCAGUUUCAUUCUUCUAUCCUGCUCCCUUGUUCAAAUAUGUGUUUGUGCUGUGUGGCUGAUAACAUCCCCACCAUAUCCAGAUUUUGAUGCACAUUCAAUACCCGAAGAACUUAUCCUGGAGUGCAAUGAAGACUGGGUCAUGUUCUACUGUGUUUUGGGCUUUAUGGGUUUUCUUGCUCUGCUUAGCUUCUCUGCUGCUUUUCUAGCUAGGAGUUUACCUGACAGCUUCAAUGAAGCCAAAUUCAUCACCUUCAGCAUGUUGGUCUUCUGCAGUGUUUGGUUGUGUUUUAUUCCAACCUAUCUAAGCACAAGGGGAAAAUAUACAUUGGCUGUGGAGAUCUUCUCCAUGAUCUCCUCCAGUGCUGGAUUAUUGGUGUGCAUCUUUUUCCCCAAAUGUUUUAUCAUUGUGAUGAGACCUGAGCUUAAUGAUAAGCACCAGCUCAUGAAGAGAAAGUUUUAAUAAAUCUUUAUGUUUGCCUGAUAUU
This is a messenger RNA of Pantherophis guttatus, 2776 nucleotides long. NCBI's taxonomy places the organism in Eukaryota, Metazoa, Chordata, Lepidosauria, Squamata, Colubridae. The record is from RefSeq and is a predicted model, not a curated record.